This is a messenger RNA of Papilio machaon (common yellow swallowtail), 1571 nucleotides long. It is a transcript of the gene os, whose product is annotated as amino acid transporter AVT1D. Gene Ontology annotation, biological process: L-alanine transport; amino acid transmembrane transport. Gene Ontology annotation, cellular component: vacuolar membrane. The coding region runs from base 106 to 1449 and encodes 447 amino acids. The transcript is spliced from 9 exons. The record is from RefSeq and is a predicted model, not a curated record. Gene Ontology annotation, molecular function: L-alanine transmembrane transporter activity; L-proline transmembrane transporter activity. Lineage: Eukaryota; Metazoa; Arthropoda; Insecta; Lepidoptera; Papilionidae.
UUGGUUUGGGACUGCCGUUGCCAGUUGGUUUGUGGGCACGCUACAUGUUGCACGUCGUAUUCCUCGGAAAUAUUUUCACUUCAAAAACCACGUACUCCCAAGAAGAUGUCUAAGAAGAGUAAUUUGGAGGCUGCCAUGAGCAGCGGCACCUCAAAAGCUUCGGAAUCUACUCCGCUAAUCACUAAAACGAAUGACAGUGGCGAAGAGAUCAAGAAAGGUAGCGGGCUGUCUGUGAACCAGGCGGCGCUGCUGGUGGCUGGUGAGAUGGCUGGUAGCGGUGUGCUUGCGCUACCCCGUGCACUCGUCAAGACUGGUUGGAUCGGUGUCCCGAUCAUCAUCUUGAUGGCGGCGAUGGCCGCUUUCAGUGGCCGCCGUUUGGGCGAUUGCUGGUCCAUCAUCGAGGGUCGUGACCCUGAGAUGAGGAGCAGGAAGAGGAAUCCGUACGCUAUCAUCGCUGACCAGGCAUUGGGAAAGACAUGGAGUGCGGUGGUCUCGCUUGCGAUCAUCGUGUCGCUGUUCGGCGCGGCCGUGGUGUACUUACUAUUGGCCGCUCAGAUAAUAGAGGCGGUGGUGCUGCCGCUGGUGCCAACCGUUACCUUCUGCCUCUGGUAUCUGAUCGUAGCUGGCGCAAUGACACCCCUAAUGCUCUUCGCGACACCAAAAGAUUUCUCGUUCAUGGGAGUAAUAGCUUUCAUCUCCACUAUAGUGGCUUGCGUGCUCUAUUUCAUUCAGAUGAUGAAUGAUAUUAAGCCGUUCGUAUUCCGCUGGGGCAUACACGGCUUCCAAGACUUCUUCUUGGCUUUCGGUACCAUCAUGUUUGCCUUCGGAGGCGCCUCUACAUUCCCAACUAUCCAGAAUGACAUGGUUGACAAAUCUAAGUUCGGCAAAAGUAUACACUACAGUUUCUUAGCAAUCCUUGCGCUGUACCUGCCAAUAGCUAUCGGAGGCUACGCCGUAUACGGUGAAUCAGUUGCGCCUAACGUUUCCGGUUCCCUAACGGCCACUCCUUUGACACUCGUCGGAAACAUCUUCAUGGCUGUCCAUCUCCUAUCGGCAUUCAUCAUUAUUAUCAACCCUGUUUGCCAAGAAAUGGAGGAAUUAUACAACAUUCCUAGAGAUUCUCUUGGAUACCGUACGCUUGUCCGUUUAUCGAUUAUGGCGGCAAUAAUGUUCAUUGGUGAGAGUGUUCCACGGUUCUACACCAUACUGGCGCUGGUUGGAGGAACUACGGUCGCGCUCUUGACAUUCAUCCUGCCCUCUUAUUGCUAUUUGAACCUCACCAGCCAACCUCCCAGGCAGGGAGAGGCGGCUUCCGAUACACCUGGCUGGAUGAAGCUGAUAUGCUGGGAGAUAAUUGUGAUGGGCGUAGUAGGGGGCGCUGCAGCUACAUUUUCCGCCGUCAGCGCCAUCUUUAGCACUGCGCAGGCAACUCCCUGCUAUUUGAAAUAAGCUUUAUUAUUUUCACAUUUGGCCUAACAAUAAAAGCCAAAUGACAAUACGCGGUUUAUGCUUUAUAAGUAAGGUCCUUUGACCAAAUAAUAUAAUGAGAGCUUACAUCUAAGUUCGGCCGC